Molecule: messenger RNA, 1947 nt
Organism: Dipodomys spectabilis (banner-tailed kangaroo rat)
Lineage: Eukaryota; Metazoa; Chordata; Mammalia; Rodentia; Heteromyidae
Product: keratin-associated protein 10-4-like
Exons: 5
Coding region: 1-1947 (648 amino acids)
Cellular component (GO): keratin filament
Source: RefSeq, a predicted model, not a curated record
AUGGGAUCUCUUGCAUACCCAGGCUGGCCCUUGUCUGCUGGAGGCACCUUCUCCUCUCCUCCACCGCGGCCCCUCCGCGCCACCUCCACCAUCUUGGACACAGUGAGCCGCACUCCAUGUCUACAUAGGAGCAUCUCCAUCAUCUUCCUGCGGCUGCCGCAGCACCAGAUCCCCAGCCAGUGUCGGGCCAGGGCCUCCAGGGCUGGCACUGCGUCCUGCAAGGGCUACAGCCGGAUUCAACCCCGGCACUGCCCAAAUCCAUGCAAUCAUAUGGAGCAGGGUCCGGGCAGCGCGUGCGCCCAGCCUCCAACCCCAGCUCCAUCAUGUCUUCAGAGAAGCACCUUGCACACCAGCAGAGAGUCAUGGCCAGGCACACUGGGACCUCAGAUCGCGAGCCUCAAUACUCCUCAUGUAACCAAGCCCCAAAUCAGACAUCAAAAGAAAGAACUGAAGACCCAAAUCCGCCGAUGGAAAGCAGCCAGGACUGGAGCGUCCCCUGUCAGUGUCGGGGUCAGCGUGAGGCAGGUGGGCAGUGUGCAGGGUCAUGAGGUCGCGCGGGCUGAGCCAGGGGGACAGGGAGCUCCAAGACGCCUGACCAGAUCACAGGGUCAGCAGAGAGCCAGAAGAGCAAAACAGACCGCAGGCAGCCACCGCAGGCAGCCGCCAGGAAACAGCUCCACACAGGAGGAAGUGUCCGCAUGCCAGAACCAGGAAGAGACCGUGUGCCAGGACCAGGAAGAGACCGUGUGCCAGGACCAGGAAGAGACCGUGUGCCAGGACCAGGAAGAGACCGCAUGGCAGGACCAGGAAGUGACCUCCUGUGGCUCCUGCGGGGGCUGCAAAGGGGGCUGUGGCUCCUGCGGGGGCUGCAAGGGAGGCUGUGGCUCCUGUGGGGGCUGCAAGGGAGGCUGUGGCUCCUGUGGGGGCUGCAAAUCCAGCUGUUGCAAGCCCUGCUGCUGUCAGUCCAGCUGUUGCAAGCCCUGCUGCUGUGAGUCCAGCUGUUGCAAGCCCUGCUGCUGUGAGUCCAGCUGUUGCAAACCCUGCAGCUGUCAGUCCAGCUGUUGCAAACCCUGCUGCUGUGAGUCCUGCUGUUGCAAACCCUGCUGCUGUGAGUCCAGCUGUUGCAAGCCCUGCUGCCAGUCCAGCUGUUGUAAACCCUGCUGCCAGUCCAGCUGUUGCAAGCCCUGCUGCCAGUCCAGCUGUUGUAAACCCUGCUGCCAGUCCAGCUGUUGCAAACCCUGCUGCUGUGAGUCCAGCUGUUGCAAGCCCUGCUGCUGUGAGUCCAGCUGUUGCAAGCCCUGCUGCCAGUCCAGCUGUUGUAAACCCUGCUGCUGCCAGUCCAGCUGUUACAAACCUUGCUGCUGUCAAUCCAGCUGUUGCAAGCCUUGCUGCUGCCAGUCCAGCUGUUGCAAACCCUGCUGCUGCGAGUCCAGCUGUUGCAAGCCCUGCUGCUGUGAGUCCAGCUGUUGCAAACCCUGCUGCUGCCAGUCCAGCUGUUGCAAACCCUGCUGCUGCAAGUCCAGCUGUUGCAAACCCUGCUGCUGUCAGUCUAGCUGUUGCAAGCCUUGUUGCUGUCAGUCCAGCUGUUCCAAGCCUUGCUGUUGCCAGUCCAGCUGUUGCAAACCCUGCUGCUGUGAGUCCAGCUGUUGCAAGCCCUGCUGCCAGUCCAGCUGUUGUAAACCCUGCUGCCAGUCCAGCUGUUGCAAGCCCUGUUGCUGUCAGUCCAGCUGUUGCAAGCCUUGCUGUUGCCAGUCCAGCUGUUGCAAACCCUGCUGCUGUGAAUCCAGCUGUUGCAAGCCCUGCUGCUGUCAGUCCAGCUGUUGCAAACCCUGCUGCUGUGAAUCCAGCUGUUGCAAACCCUGCUGCUGUGAGUCCAGCUGUUGCAAACCCUGCUGCUGUGAGUCCUGCUGUUGCAAACCCUGCUGCUGUGAGUCCUGCUGUUGCUAA